Molecule: messenger RNA, 7952 nt
Organism: Drosophila eugracilis
Lineage: Eukaryota; Metazoa; Arthropoda; Insecta; Diptera; Drosophilidae
Gene: Tor
Product: serine/threonine-protein kinase Tor
Biological process (GO): negative regulation of macroautophagy; TOR signaling; protein phosphorylation
Cellular component (GO): TORC2 complex; nucleus; TORC1 complex
Molecular function (GO): protein-containing complex binding; protein binding; protein serine/threonine kinase activity
Source: RefSeq, a predicted model, not a curated record
CACUGUGCGCUAAUUUAUCGGCAGCGGCUAAAAUAUAUCUCCUUAAAAACCCCAAUUAAUACGAAAUAAAGUAAAAAAAACGGAUCUUUAUCCGCAUGAGACCGUUCAGCGCCGGUGCCAACACAUGAGAUCUUUGCGGUUGUUCAGUGGUAUAGAGCGUACAGCGCCCUAGGGCCACCGAAAAUAUAACCUCUAAACUCCGGCCCAGUAGGCAGAUGCACCUGCUCCACCUUUUACCCUUUCCAAAUGCAAGUGAAAAUCACCUUUAAGUAGUGCAAAUACCCUGCCCAGCCAUGUCGACGACGUCGGUGGUGCAGCAGUUCGUCAACGGGCUGAAGUCCCGCAACCGGAAUGUUCAGAACAAGGCCACGCAGGAUCUGCUUUUCUAUGUGAAGACCGAGCUGCGCGAGAUGUCCCAGGAGGAGCUGGCGCAGUUCUUCGAUGAGUUUGACCACCACAUAUUCACCAUGGUGAAUGCGGCGGACAUCAACGAGAAGAAGGGCGGCGCCCUGGCUAUGAAGUGCCUGAUAAACUGCGAGGGCAGUCUGACGGCCAGGAAAGGUAUCUCGCCCUACUUGAAUCGACUACGAGAUCUGCUCCUGAUCAACGAUGUUUCCGUCAUGGAAAUUGCCGCUCGCUCUUUGGUUAAGCUGGCCAACAUGCCCACCUCCAAGGGAGCGGAUUCAUUUGACUUCGAUAUCAAGAAAGCCUUCGAAGUGCUUAGAGGCGAGAGGCAAGAGUAUCGCCGGCAUGCAGCCGUGUUUAUUCUCCGUGAGCUGGCCAUCGCCUUGCCUACUUACUUCUAUCAACACAUCCUAACAUUCUUUGAGGUCAUCUUUAACGCCAUUUUCGACCCAAAAUCUGCCAUUCGGGAAUCCGCGGGAGAGGCUUUGAGGGCGGCUUUAAUUGUCACCGCCCAGCGAGAGAGCACAAAACAGUCUAGUGAACCACAAUGGUACAGGAUCUGCUAUGACGAGGCCAGUACUAGCUUCAGUGCGGACCUGGCCUCUGGAAAGGAACAAAAGGGCGUGACCCGAGAUGAUCGCAUUCACGGCGGCCUUAUCGUAUUCAAUGAGCUCUUCCGCAGUGCAAAUGCCACUUGGGAGCGACGUUACACAUCGCUGAAGACUUUAUUUCCAAAGACCCAGCACAACAAAUUCCUGGAGGCCAGCACUUCGUCGGGAAUGGGGUCCCAGCUAAAUACACUUGUGCCUCGGUUAAAGGUGCCCUUCAUCGACAAGCUCGGUAGCACACAGACACAUUUGGGCGAGGGGGAGCAUUACAACGGCGUAGCCAAGUUCGCGAGCCACAACGUAUUGGAGUCGGCUUACGCUCACGAGAUCCUUCAGGAGCAUUACACCACCAUUUGCGACAAUGUCUUGGAGCAGCGAUCCUCAAAGUCACCUUAUGUACAGCAGGCACUGCUGCAAAUCCUGCCGCGACUUGCUGCUUUCAACCGCGAAGUAUUUGUGGAAAAGUACCUGCAAACCUGCGUGUCGCAUUUGAUGCUGAUCCUGCGGGGCAAGGAGAAGGAUCGCACUGUGGCCUAUAUAACAAUUGGUUACAUGGCUGUGGCCGUUCAAAGCGCGAUAGAGAUUCAUCUAUCCGGGAUCAUGGCCAGCGUUAAGGUCGCUCUCCCAGCCAAGGACUUGACUAGCAAACGGAAGGUGCCAGUGGAUCCUGCUGUAUUCGCUUGCAUAACGCUGCUUGCGCAUGCUGUUAAGUCGGAAAUAGCAGAAGACGUUAAGGAUAUCCUUGAACAGAUGUUCUACACAGGUCUGUCGCCAGCCUUGACCGUUUGCCUGAGAGAACUUUCUGAGAAUGUACCCCAACUGAAGUCCGCCAUCACAGAAGGAUUGAUCGGUAUCCUAUCCCAAGUGCUAAUGAACAAGGCAGCUGCUGUUCCAUAUAAUACCCUACCUCCGAUCGCCAUUGAUGCUUCGUUGAUGCAGAAUGCUGAUGGAGCCACCACCGUGCUGGCUCUUAAGACACUGGGCACCUUUAACUUUGAGGAGCAGAACAUGCUCGACUUCGUGCAACGUUGUGCCGACUACUUCAUCGUACACGAACAGCAAGAGAUACGGCUGGAGGCGGUGCAAACAUGCACGCGACUUCUAAAACUGGCAGUGCAAUCCUCUGAAAGUAUGGAAAACUCCAAGACUCUCAGCGACACUGUAUCCCAUGUAAUUGAACGCUUACUGAUGGUUGCCAUUACUGACAUGGACUGCAAUGUGCGGAUACGUAUCCUUCGCUCGCUGGACGAGACUUUUGAUGCAAAACUCGCUCAGCCAGAGUCUCUUAACUCCCUAUUUAUAACCCUGCACGAUGAGAUCUUCGAGAUCCGGGAACUAGCAAUGGUCACAAUUGGAAGAUUAUCCUCCAUGAACCCGGCUUAUGUAAUGCCCAAGUUGAGAACCACCAUGAUCGAGUUGAUCACAGAUCUAAAGUACUCGGGAAUGAGUAGGAACAAAGAGCAAAGCGCUAAGAUGCUAGACCAUUUAGUAAUAAGCACGCCCAGGCUGAUUUCCUCCUACAUGAAUCCGAUUCUAAAAGCAUUAGUGCCGAAGUUACAUGAACCGGAAUCGAAUCCUGGCGUAAUUCUAAAUGUGCUUCGGACCAUUGGUGAUCUGGCAGAGGUGAAUGGAGGCUCUGAUGAAAUGGAACUGUGGGCAGACGACCUUCUCUCCAUAUUGCUUGAGAUGCUUGGGGAUGCUGGCAGUCCAGAUAAGCGAGGAGUGGCUCUUUGGACCUUGGGACAAUUAAUUAGUGCGACGGGCAGAGUUGUAAGCCCAUAUCACAAGUACCCAGUGCUAAUAGACAUCCUCAUCAACUUUUUAAAAACUGAACAGCGUCGCUCCAUUCGAAGGGAAACGAUCCGUGUGCUGGGCCUAUUGGGAGCAAUGGAUCCAUACAAGCACAAGAUGAACAAGGGCUUAAUUGACAGCCAAAAGGAUAAUGUUCUGAUAGCAUACUCGGAUGGCAAAGUCGAUGAAAGUCAGGACAUCUCUACUGCAGAACUGCUGGUUAAUAUGGGUAAUGCGUUGGAUGAAUAUUAUCCAGCAGUGGCCAUAGCUGCCUUGAUGCGGAUCUUGCGUGAUCCCACACUGAGCACUAGGCAUACCAGCGUGGUGCAAGCGGUGACCUUCAUCUUUCAAAGCUUGGGCAUUAAAUGUGUGCCGUAUUUGGCCCAAGUGCUUCCAAAUUUGCUGGAUAACGUACGGACCGCGGAUAACAAUCUAAGGGAGUUUUUGUUCCAACAGCUCGCCAUUCUAGUGGCUUUUGUAAAACUACAUAUUAUCAGCUACAUGGGCGAUAUUUUCAAGUUGAUCAAGGAGUUUUGGACUAUUAAUACACCCCUGCAAAACACUUUAAUCAAUCUGAUUGAACAGAUUGCCGUAGCUUUAGGAUGCGAAUUCAGGGAUUAUCUUGCAGAGCUCAUCCCACAGAUCCUACGAGUGCUACAACACGAUAACUCCAAGGAUAGAAUGGUCACCAGAAGGCUGCUACAAGCUCUGCAAAAAUUUGGCAGUACUUUGGGGUAUUACCUGCCACUGAUUGUUCCUCCCAUCGUAAAGCUGUUUGACUCUCCCUACGUGCCGACGCAGGUGUCAAUGGUGGCCCUGGAAACGAUCAACAACCUGGCAUGUCAGUUGGACUUUACAGACUUCUCUUCGCGCAUCAUCCAUCCGCUGGUUCGAGUGCUGGACGCUGAACCGGAGCUGCGUGACCAAGCGAUGAUCACGCUUCGCUCGCUGGCAAAACAACUUGGCAAGAAAUACCUGGUAUUCGUACCAAUGGUGCAGCGCACCCUCAACAAGCACCGCAUUGCGGAUCCCGAAUACGAGAAACUACUCAGCCGUAUUCAGUCCAACAGCACUUUGGCAGAUUCUUGUGGAGCGGGAGAGUUAGGACUUCGCUCGGCCAAGAUAAAGAACAAUGAGCCAUUCGUAACGGACAGGAAUAGCAAUAACAAAAAUUUGCAGGUUACCACAAACGAGCUGCGAACGGCGUGGCAGGUGACCCGUCGCGUCUCCAAAGACGACUGGGUGGAGUGGCUGAAACGCUUGUCGAUUGGACUUUUAAAGGAAUCGCCGUCGCACGCGUUAAGAGCCUGCCGAUCCUUGGCUCAGGAAUAUGAUACGCUACUGAGAGAUCUGUUUAACGCCGCAUUUAUCUCCUGUUGGACAGAGCUCUCGCCAGACCUUAAAUCUGAGUUAACACAGUCACUUAUACAAGCCCUGCAAGUUACCGACAUGCCGGAAAUCACGCAAACGAUUCUCAACCUAGCCGAGUUCAUGGAACAUUGCGACCGCGAUCCAAUACCAAUUGAGACUAAAUUGUUAGGAACUCGCGCAAUGGCGUGUAGGGCGUACGCCAAAGCUUUGCGAUACAAGGAAGAGGAGUUUCUCUUGCGGAAGGAUCCUCAAGUGUUUGAGUCCUUAAUUCUGAUUAACAACAAGCUUCAACAAAGGGAAGCGGCAGAAGGUCUGCUUACAACCUAUCGAAAUGCAGCUGAUGAGCUUAAUGUUCAGGGAAGAUGGUACGAAAAGCUCCAUAACUGGGAUCAGGCGUUGGAGCAUUACAAGCGGAAUCUACUUACGGAUUCCUCGGACUUGGAAGCACGCCUUGGCCACAUGCGUUGUCUGGAGGCGCUUGGAGAUUGGUCGGAGCUGAGCAAUGUGACUAAGCACGAGUGGGAAAAUUUCGGUACUGAGGCCAAGUCAAGAGCUGGACCUUUGGCUGCAGUGGCUGCCUGGGGUCUACAAGAUUGGGAGGCGAUGCGAGAGUACGUGAGGUGCAUUCCGGAAGACACGCAGGAUGGAAGCUAUUAUCGAGCCGUUUUGGCGGUGUAUCAUGAUGACUUUGAGACAGCUCAGCGUCUUAUUGACGAAACGAGGGAUCUUCUGGACACUGAGCUCACCUCCAUGGCGGGAGAGUCUUAUGAAAGAGCCUACGGAGCCAUGGUUUGUGUUCAAAUGCUGGCGGAGCUGGAAGAGGUAAUCCAAUACAAGCUGAUUCCGGAGAGAAGAGAGCCCUUAAAAACUAUGUGGUGGAAGCGUCUUCAAGGUGGACAACGCCUGGUGGAAGACUGGCGAAGGAUCAUUCAGGUGCACUCGUUGGUGGUAAAACCCCACGACGACAUACACACCUGGCUGAAGUAUGCAAGCUUGUGUAGAAAAAGCGGUUCUCUGCAUUUGUCCCAUAAAACUCUUGUUAUGCUACUGGGCACCGAUCCCAAGCUAAAUCCACUCCAGCCGCUUCCGUGCAAUCAACCCCAAGUGACCUAUGCCUACACCAAAUACAUGGCAGCCAAUAAUCAACUGCAAGAAGCUUACGACCAAUUGAGGCACUUUGUGAACACCUACAGUCAGGAGCUUAGUUGUCUGCCCCCGGAGGCAUUGAAGCAACAGGAUCAACGACUGAUGGCGCGCUGCUACCUACGCCUGGCCACAUGGCAAAACAAGCUGCAGGAUAAAAUAUCGGAAGCAAUUCCAGGCGCCCUCGAGUGCUUUGAGAAGGCCACCAGCUACGACCCUAACUGGUACAAGGCUUGGCAUCUGUGGGCGUACAUGAACUUUAAGGUAGUGCAAUCACAAAAAUCAGCACUAGACAAACAACAACCUCAGGGUGGCAACAUGGGAAUGUCAAUGAGCUCAGGGCUUGACAGUGAUCUGCUGAUAAUCCAACAAUAUGCGGUUCCAGCAGUUCAGGGCUUCUUCCGUUCAAUCAGCCUUAUCAAGGGUAACUCACUGCAGGAUACACUUCGUCUAUUGACCCUUUGGUUUGACUAUGGCAACCAUGCAGAGGUGUACGAGGCUCUGCUUUCUGGAAUGAAGUUGAUAGAGAUCAACACUUGGUUGCAGGUAAUCCCACAGCUAAUUGCCCGCAUAGACACCCAUCGCCAACUGGUGGGACAACUGAUCCAUCAGCUUCUUAUGGACAUAGGAAAGAAUCACCCGCAAGCACUAGUCUAUCCUUUAACAGUGGCUUCCAAGUCAGCGUCGUUGGCACGCAGGAAUGCUGCUUUCAAAAUCCUGGACUCAAUGAGAAAACACUCGCCCACAUUGGUGGAACAGGCAGUUAUGUGCAGUGAAGAGCUCAUCCGAGUGGCGAUCCUCUGGCACGAACAGUGGCACGAGGGUUUGGAGGAGGCCUCUCGGCUUUACUUCGGAGAUCGUAAUGUGAAAGGCAUGUUUGAAAUAUUGGAGCCAUUACAUGCUAUGUUAGAGAGAGGCCCGCAAACGCUAAAGGAGACGUCCUUCUCGCAGGCCUAUGGACGCGAGCUUACAGAGGCUUAUGAAUGGUCUCAGCGUUACAAAACAUCAGCUGUGGUUAUGGAUCUGGAUCGAGCCUGGGACAUUUACUAUCACGUUUUCCAAAAGAUCUCUCGUCAGCUUCCACAACUUACAUCAUUGGAGCUACCGUACGUGUCGCCCAAACUUAUGACCUGCAAGGACCUCGAACUGGCUGUUCCCGGUUCCUACAAUCCAGGCCAGGAACUGAUCCGGAUUAGUAUCAUUAAAACAAACCUGCAGGUCAUUACAUCCAAGCAGCGGCCGCGAAAACUGUGCAUUCGUGGAUCAAACGGCAAGGACUACAUGUACCUGCUCAAAGGCCACGAGGAUCUCCGUCAGGAUGAGCGUGUGAUGCAGCUAUUCUCGCUGGUAAACACGCUUCUACUAGACGACCCAGACACGUUCCGUCGGAAUUUGGCUAUCCAGCGUUAUGCGGUAAUUCCGCUGAGUACCAACUCGGGUUUAAUUGGAUGGGUGCCUCACUGCGACACACUACAUACGCUUAUCCGCGACUAUCGUGACAAGAAGAAGGUGCCACUUAACCAGGAGCAUCGCACAAUGCUAAAUUUCGCACCAGACUACGAUCAUCUCACGCUGAUGCAAAAAGUUGAGGUGUUCGAGCAUGCGUUGGGUCAAACUCAAGGCGACGACCUAGCCAAGCUGCUGUGGCUCAAGUCCCCAUCCUCGGAACUGUGGUUUGAACGGAGAAAUAACUACACCCGAUCGCUAGCGGUCAUGUCUAUGGUGGGUUACAUUCUGGGUCUUGGUGAUCGUCAUCCAUCGAACCUUAUGCUCGACCGAAUGAGCGGCAAGAUACUGCACAUCGACUUUGGCGACUGCUUUGAGGUAGCCAUGACGCGCGAAAAGUUUCCGGAGAAGAUUCCCUUCCGUCUCACACGGAUGCUAAUCAAAGCGAUGGAAGUCACUGGCAUCGAGGGCACUUACAGAAGGACAUGUGAAAGCGUGAUGCUUGUGCUACGCCGGAACAAAGACUCCCUAAUGGCCGUGUUAGAGGCCUUCGUUUACGAUCCCCUGCUUAACUGGCGCCUCUUGGAUGUAGACAAGAAGGGUAACGAUGCGGUGGCUGGAGCGGAAGUUCCGAGCGGAAGAGGGGGUUCAGGGAUGCAGGACAGCCUUAGUAACUCCGUGGAGGACUCCCUGCCCAUGGCUAAGUCCAAACCCUACGAUCCAACGUUGCAGCAAGGUGGCCUGCACAACAAUGUAGCCGACGAAACGAACAGCAAGGCCAGUCAGGUGAUUAAGAGGGUCAAGUGCAAGCUUACCGGCACCGACUUCCAGACGCAACAGAGCGUCAACGAGCAGCAUCAAGUGGAGCUGCUCAUUCAGCAGGCAACCAACAACGAGAACCUCUGCCAGUGUUACAUUGGCUGGUGUCCGUUCUGGUAGGUCAACAGAUCUGGUAGAGAUCCCAAUCGACAACCGGCAACUGACUGAGCGAGAUUACGAAAACUACUACCACCAACUGAAUUGUGGGCAACCAUCUCCGAGGAAGAUUCGGAGGUGAUUGUAAAUUAGGCUUUAAGUAUAAAAUAUUUUUAUAAUUUAUGUUAGAAAUACGCUUUAUCUUUUAUUUGUAAAUCCGAUUGGAAACGUAUUCCAAUUUUGUAAAAAUCAUAAAACCUAUGAAACAAUUAA